This is a messenger RNA of Diceros bicornis minor, 4087 nucleotides long. It is a transcript of the gene WDPCP, whose product is annotated as WD repeat containing planar cell polarity effector. The record is from RefSeq and is a predicted model, not a curated record. The coding region runs from base 541 to 2439 and encodes 632 amino acids. The transcript is spliced from 17 exons. Gene Ontology annotation, molecular function: protein binding. Gene Ontology annotation, cellular component: axonemal basal plate. Gene Ontology annotation, biological process: establishment of protein localization; cilium organization; nervous system development. NCBI's taxonomy places the organism in Eukaryota, Metazoa, Chordata, Mammalia, Perissodactyla, Rhinocerotidae.
GGUAAACGUGGGUGGUAAAGAGACCUUCCGCUGCGUAAAGCCGGCUCGACCCGGAAACAAAAUCUUUUUAAAAACUAUUUACACUCUGGAGGAGCGGGAGGAAUUGACGUGUCAGGAAAACUGGACGGCUUCUCAGGUUGCUAAGCGACGAGGCAGAAGAGCGCGCGCACGCACUGUCCGCUGGGGAGUACCUGAGGGAUCUGUGGCGCCGGCAGCUCCGAGACCUAGGAGACGGAGUGAACGCGCCGCGCCCUCUCGGGUCCUCCUUUCCUAACCAGGGGACCCUCCGCCUCUGGUAGUGUCCGGUGACGAGACCUGCACUACCAGAAAUGCAAAAAGGAGUUCUUGAGGCUGAAGGGAAAUGAUACCAGACAGAAACUUGGAUCUUCUGGAAGAAUGAAGAGCACCAGAAAUGGGAAAUAUAAAUGUCAAGGUUGUGACAGACAAGGAAAGACUGAGGAGGUGUUCCAAAUUGAAGAGGACCAAAGAGACAUGACAGUGAGAUGCAAAACAUGAUCCUGGACGUUAUUGGAAGAAUUAAUGAAAUUUGAAUUGGGUCUCUGGUUUAAAUGGACAGAGAUUUUUUUCUGCCGUCAGAUGUCUUUCUGCUUGACUGAACUGCACCUGUGGUCUUUGAAGAAUACCUUACACAUUGGGGAUAGAGACAUUGGGAUCUAUCAGUAUUAUGACAAGAGAGAUCCACCCGAGACAGACCAGGGUAACUUAGAAGAAAAGCAGAAGCUGGCAGAAUCACGAGAUUAUCCAUGGACUCUCAAAAACAGACGCCCAGAAAAACUUCGAGACUCACUCAAGGAGUUGGAGGAGCUGAUGCAAAACAGUCAGUGUGUGCUGAGCAAAUGGAAGAACAAAUAUGUCUGUCAGCUCCUCUUUGGUUCAGGUGUGCUGGUGUCCCUAAGCCUUUCUGGGCCGCAGCUGGAGAAAGUGGUGAUUGACAGAAGCCUGGUGGGGAAGCUCAUCUCAGACACCAUCAGUGAUGCUCUUCUCACAGACAGCUUUAUCAUCUUAUCAUUUUUGGCACAAAACAAACUAUGUUUUAUUCAAUUUACCAAGAAGAUGGGUUCUCCUGAUGUAUAUACAAGACUGGAAAAGCUCUCAGCCUUGGAUUAUAAGAUUUCCUAUUAUGAAAUACCUGGCCCAGUAAAUAGGACAACCGAGCGUCGUCUAGCUAUCAAUUGUGUUCAGGAUAUAGUUGUUUGCUGGUGGCCAUUGGUCAGUGAUGAUGCUUGGCCCUGGGCCCCGCUUUCUUCUGAGAAGGACAGAGCUAAUCUGCUGCUUCUGGGUUAUGCUCAAGGAAGACUGGAGGUUCUAAGUUCUGUCCGCACAGAAUGUGAUCCGCUGGAUGUUUGCUUUGGCGCCAAACAGCCUUAUCAGGUGUUGACAGUGGAGCGCUCCAUCAGUGUAGACAAAGAGCCCAUGGCUGACAGCUGCAUCUAUGAAUGUGUUCGGAACAAAAUCCAGUGUGUAUCAGUCACCAGAAUACCACUAAGAUCUAAGGCCAUUAGCUGCUGCAGGAAUGUUACUGAAGACAAACUGAUUCUGGGCUGUGAAGAUUCUUCAGUAAUUCUUUAUGAAACUCACCGUAGAGUGACUCUCUUAGCCCAGGCUGAACUUUUGCCUUCAUUAAUAUGCUGCCACCCAAGUGGCGCCAUUCUGCUAGUUGGCAGCAACCAAGGGGAGCUGCAAAUUUUUGAUAUGGCUCUAUCACCUAUUAACAUUCAGCUCUUGGCUGAAGACCGCUCCCCCAGGGAGGCUCUGCAAUUCAAUAAAUUCUUUGAUGUUUCCAGCGGUCUUGUUCAAAUGCAGUGGACAGCUCCUCAGGUCGUUACUCAGAAGCCUGAAAGUGGGGACAUCUAUGAUCUCCUCUUCCUCAGGUUUGACAGAGGACCUUUGGGUGUACUUCUCUUUAAACUUGGUGUCUUCACACGAGGACAGCUAGGCCUGGUAGACAUCAUCUUCCAGUACAUUCACUGUGAUGAGAUCUGUGAGGCGAUAAACAUCCUGAGCAGUAUGAACUGGGACACCCUGGGACACCAGUGCUUUAUCAGCAUGAGUGCCAUUGUAAACCAUCUUCUCAGACAAAAGCUCACUCCAGAGAGAGAAGCACAGCUUGAGGCAAGCCUUGGAACCUUCUACGCUCCAACAAGACCACUCCUGGAUACAACUAUAUUGGAAUAUAGAGACCAAAUCAGCAAAUAUGCAAGAAGAUUCUUCCACCACUUGCUCAGGUACCAGAGAUUUGAAAAGGCAUUUCUGUUAGCUGUUGACAUUGGUGCUCGUGACCUGUUUAUGGACAUCUAUUACCUUGCACUAGAUAAGGGUGAACUGGCACUAGCUGAAGUGGCAAGAAAAAGAGCUAGCGACAUUGAUGCAGAAUCAAUAACCUCUGAAGUUGCCUUUUUUUCAGGCCUUAUGCUUUGACUUCGAUUACUAUCCCUUGACAAAGACACCAUUCAAUAACAACAGUAACUAUCAAGAGGUGAACAUCUUAGAUGAAGUUCUACUCCACUUUUGUUCCAGAAAACUCAGGUGACUCCCACCCACAAUUCCAAAUGGAAUUAGGAAAGAGUCUGUUUCCUCAUCAUAGACUCUGCCUAGUUCUUCCUUAGAGCCCACAUCAUGCUGGGGAAAGCUAAUUUUUUCUCAGAUUCCCUCAAUUUAAUUCAACUGUUCUCUCAAACUUUUCCCAAAGCAGAAAGUAAUUAAGUUUUUGGCUUUCAAAGGGGUUCUUUGAUGUAAGCAAGAGGGCAAAUUAUGUAAGGUAUCAAAAGAGUAUUUUUAAGUAGUAGCAGUUCCAUUUACAUGGGAGAGUCUGUAAAAAAGCAUCACACAUAGUAGCUGUCAACAUAGUUAAAAGCAAGAGUUGCCAAAGGAGAAGUUGAAUAAUGAUAAUCUGGACAAUUUAGUAAUUUUUUUUUUUGGUGAAGAAGAUCAGCCCUGAGCUAACAUCCGUUGCCAAUCUUUCUCUUUUUGCUGAGGAAGAUUAGCCCUGAGCUAACAUCUGUGCCCCUCUUCCUCUAUUUUGUAUAUGGGAUGCCACCAUGGCAUGGCUUAAUGAGCGGUGCGUAGUUCUACACCUGGGAUCCAAACCUGCAAACCCUGGCCCAGCAAACCAGAGCACGCAAACUAAACCACUACGCCACGGGGCCAGCCCCAGAUUUGAUAAUUUUUAUUGAAGUAUAACAUACAUACAGAGAAGUAUAACAUACAUACAUAAAUGUAUGACUCAGUGAAGUUUUACAAAAUGAACACAUCCUUGAAACCAGUAUCCAGACCAAGUAACAUACAUUACCAGGACCCCAGAAGCCCUCUCAUACUGCCUGCAAGAUACUACACCCCCAGCCCAACUAUCCUUACUAUAACACCACAGGUGAGUUUUGCCUUUUUUCAAACUUUAAAGAAGUGGAAUCACACAUAUAUUCUUUUAUAUUUGGCUCCUUUUAGUCAACAUUAUGAGUGUGAGAUUCUUUCAUAAUGUUGCAUGCAAUAUAAUUCUUUCAUUCUUAUUGCUGUAUAAUAGUAUUCCAAUAUAUGAACAUAGUACAAUUUUAUUCAUUCUACUUUUGAUGGAUAUUUGGUUUAAGUUUGGGGCUAUUGUGAAUAAUGUUGCUAUGAACCUUCUUGUGUCUGUCUUUGGACAUAUGUACACAGAUCUGUUGUGUAUGUGGUUAGAAGUGGAAUUGCUGGGACAUAGGAUAUAUGCAUAUGUUCAACUUUAGUAGCUACUUCCAGUUUUCUGAAGUAAUUGUAACAGUUUACCUUCUCAACAGCAGUGCAUAAGAGUUCUUUGCUCCAUCCUGAAUGAUGCAUGGUAUUGCCUGUCUUUUUCAUUUUAGCCACUCUGAUGGCAAAGACAUGGUAAUUUUGUAUAUGCGACAGUAUAUAUAUAAACUGUUUCUGGACUCUUUAUUCCAUUGGUGUGUUUGUCUGUACUUGUACAAAUAUCUCACUGUUUUGAGGAACUCUGGCUUUAAGUCUUAAUAUCUCAUAGUGCAAGUUGUCCAGCUUUGUUCUUCUUUAAGAUGGCCAUAGGUAUUCCUGGCCAUUUACUUUUCCAUAUAAAUUUCAA